AUAUCCAAACAUUUCAGGGCACAGAAAGAAAGGAAACUGGAUGGCUUCUUCAGGAGAUCAAUGAUCAUAGCAAUGAAUGCAUGACAGGUCUCUUGUAUGUCAUUACAAACCUGACAUUUUUAAGGAGACAGUGUACAAUUUUCAAUGUAUGCUGAACAAAAAUAUAUACCCAACAUGUGAAGUGUUGGUCUCAUGUUUCAUGAGCUGAAAUAUAAGAUCUCAGGAAUGUUCCAUAUGCACAAAAAGCUAAUUUAUCUCAAAUGUUGUGUACACAUGUGUUUACAUACCUAUUAGUGAGAAUUUCUCAUUUCCCAAGAUAAGCCAUCCACCUGACAGGUGUGGCAUAUCAAUAAACUAAUUAAACAGCAUGAUCAUUGUGCUGGGGACAAUAAAUGGUCACUCUAAAAUGUGCAGUUUUAUCACACAACACAAUGCCACAGAUGUAUCAAGUUUUGAUGGAGCGCGCAAUUGGCAUGCUGACUGCAGGAAUGUCCACCUGAGCUGUUGCCAGAGAAUCUAUUGUUCAUUUCUCUACCAUAAGCCACCUCCAACAUAAUUUUAGAGAAUUUGGCAGUACGUCCAACUGGCCUAACAACCGCAGACCACGUGUAACCACAGCAGCCCAGGACCUCCACAUCCAGCUUUUUCACCUGCGGGAUCAUCUGAGACCAACCACCUGAACAGCUGAUGAAACUGAGUUUGCACAACCGAAGAAUUUCUGCGCAAACUGCCAGGAACCGUCUCAGCCGAAGCUGUGCUCUUCAUGGAUGAAACCCAGUUUCAGCUGUACUGGGCAGUUGGCAGACGGUGUGUAUGGCUUUGUGUGUGCGACAAGUGCUACCAACUUAUUUAUAUAUAUGUUUUUGUUUUUGCGCUGCCUGCUCAUCAACAUUUUCUGGUGCGGUUGUUUUUCUAACAUUCCUUUAUUGCCUAGUCAAACUCUGGCAAAAUAUCAUCAAAUCAGAUAGGGCUAGUCAUAGUUCAAGUCUUUGAGACAAAUAAGCCAAUCUGAGUGCUAGGGCGUGACAGACAAUCCAGUCAGAGGCACUCAGUAGCAGUUAUUUUGGUCUGUCUUCACCUAAAGGAUUCUGUUGCUUUAUCAGGUAAGAGAGGACGACAGAUGGUGUUUAUGCAUGUAUCAACAAUCAAAGUUGAUUUCAAGAAAUAGAAAUGGAAAGUUAAAAUAAGAAAGCAUAUUAACUUAGGAAAGUUGUGUAGCCUCUUUAUCCAUUUUUUGACUUACAAAUGUAUUAUAUAUAUAUAUAAAAACAUGAAUUCUUAAAGAAUAUAACUGAUAAAUGUAUCAUGGGGGGAAUUCCGACCUGAGUUAAGAACUAGUAAAUGGAAUGGAAUUCCCUUUUUAUGCACUUUUCUCUCUCUGGACCUUGAACUUAAGUAUGAGAAUAGCAUACUAUUCACUAGCUAUUUGUUGGCAGUGGAGAUCGAAUCAAUGAAGGUGUGGCAGAUGUGUGUCUACAGAUAUACCGUAAUCUGAAUUUGACUUUACAGGUGAGGAAGCCAUGAGUAAGGUCAAGCAACCUGUCAGUUCCAAGUGCAUUUAAUUUUCUCCAGAUCGAAAUAACACCAUUCUCCAUGCACAGAAAUGUAUAAAUUGACAAUUGCUAUUGAUAAGAACUAUAGAGCAUUGGGAAAGUAUUCUGACCCCUUGACAUUAUCCAUAUUUAGUUACCUUAUAGCCUUUUUUCUCUCAUCAAUCUACACCAAAUACCCCAUAAUGAAACAGGAUUUUAUACAUUUUUACACGUUUAUUUAAAAAGAAGGAACAUGUAAAUAUCACAUUUACAUAAGUAUUCAGACCUUUUACUCAAUACUUUGUUGAAGCACAUUUGGCAGCGAUUAUAGCCUCGAGUCUUCUUGGGUAUGACAUUACAAGCUUGGCACACCUUUAUUUGGGGAGUUUCUCCCAUUCUUCUCUGCAGAUCCUCUCAGGCGCUAUCAGGUUGGAUGGGGAGCGUUGCUGGACAGCUAUUUUCAGGUCUCUCCAGAGAUGUUCGAUCAGGGUCAAGUCCGGCCUCUGGCUGGGCCACUCAAGGACAUUCAGAGACUUGUCCCAAAGCCACUCCUGCAUUGUCUUGGCUGUGUGCUUAGGGUCAUUGUACUGUUGGAAGGUGUACGUUUGCCCCGGGCUGAGAUCCUGAGAUUUCUGGAGCAGCUUUCCAUCAAGGAUGUCUCUGUACUUUGCUCUGUUAAUCUUUUCCUCGAUCCUGACUCGUCUCCCGGUCCCUGCAGCUGAAAAACAUCACCACAGCAUGAUGCUGCCACCACCAUGCUUCACCGUAGGGAUGGUGCCAGGUUUCCUCCACACGUAACACUUGGAAUUCAGGCCGAAGAGUUCAAUCUUGGUUUAAUCAGACCAGACAAUCUUGUUUCUCAUGGUCUGAGAGUCUUUAGGUGCCUUUUGGCAAACUCCAAGCGGGCUGUCAUGUGCCUUUUACUGAGGAGUGGCUUCCGUCUGGCCACUCCCAUAAAAGCCUGAUUGGUGGAGUGCUGCAGAGAUGGUUGUCCUUCUGGAAGGUUCUCCCAUCUCCACAGAGGAAAUCUGGAGCUCUGUUAGAGUGAACAUUGGGUUCUCGGUCACCUCCCUGACCAAGGCCCUUCUCCCCCAUUUGAUAAAUUUGGCCUGGCGGCCAGCAUCAGGAAGAGCCUUGGUGGUUCCAAACAUCUUCCAUUUAAGAAUAAUGGGGGCCAUCCACUGUGUUCUUGGGGACCUUCAUAGCUGUAGUAAUGUUUUGGUACCCUUCCCCAGACUUGUACCUCAACACAAUCCUGUCUCAGAGCUCUACGGACAAUUCCUUCAACCUCAUGGCUUGGUUUUUGCUCAGGUAUUUACUGUCAACUGUGGGACCUUAUACAGUAUAUAACCUUAUAUAGCCUUUCCAAAUCAUGUCCAAUCCAUGACAUUUACCACAGGUGGACUUCAAUCAAGUUGUAGAAACAUCUCAAGGAUGAUCAAUGGAAACAAAAUGCACCUGAGCUCAAUUUUUUUAUUUUUUUUUAUACAGUUGCACAAAUUUCUUAAAACCUGUUUUCAUUUUGUCAUUAUAGGAUAUUGAGUAUAGAUUGAUGAGGAAAAUAUAUAAUUUAAUACUUUUUAGAAUAAGACUGUAACGUAUCAAAAUAUGGAAAAAGUCAAAGAGUCUGAAUAGGUUCCGAAGGCACUGUAGGUAAAUUAGUAAUCCGUUUGGAUAAGGGGUUUGUAAAUAUGAAUGACAAUUGUUUUAUAUCUAUUUUACCUUAUGAUCGCUGGAAAGAAAUGUGAAACAGUCAUGGAAACAAACUAAAAAGCAUGUCAACACGACAGGUAUUUAUUCCCCUUUCCCACAGUAAAGUAUGAAAUGCGGUGCCGUUAUGAAGAAUUUAAAUUGUAUGUCCCAAGCUACAGUAGCGCCGAAACUACCAAGUAAUUUCUGCGCUCGAGAAUGUUUGAAUUACCGUAACACUUGAAUGAAAUACAGUCUCAAAUCACUGCCUAUCCCACAUUAGGCAUAUACUAUGAUUCGAUGAACAAUAACAUUUCAUAUAAAGAUAAAUAUGGAAGGUUAAAAAGCAAGCCUAUCUUGGGAAAGAUAUGUAUAGCCUCUGUAAUUAAAACUACUUCAAGAUCGGUGUCCCGUCCACGGGACGGUUUAGCUAACGUAGGCUAAUGUGAUUAGCAUGAGGUUAUAAGAAACCAAAAAAAUCCCAGGACAUAGACAUCUGAUAUGGGCAGAAAAGCCUCUAUAAGGCAUAUUGAUAGAACUGACCUUUUUCUGAGACAGCUUAUUUUGUCUGUUCAGUCAAUUAAAAGUGUGAAUAAAAAUGCAUUAAACCCUGAAGAAUUUAUAAUGCACUAACAUAAUAAAUUGUUUGAAGCAUCUAGCCCAAGGGUAAACUUUUUGUCUCGAGGGCCACAUCGGGAUUUCGAAAUUCAAAGGAGAGCCGCACAGAUUUAUUACAUGGAAACGGUGGCACCAACACUGGGAGGACUUUGUACCCAUCAUUCAUUAUUACUGUGUUACUUUUAUGACUGGGAGAAAUAAAGGGGCAAUAUGUAGUUCAAACAAUUACAUACCAGGAACCCCCGCCACUGUUUUGGUUAACAGCUGAUGGAUAGGGCUGGAAAAAAUGUAACCACUCUCAAAUAGACACAUCUAUAGACAGUGCUACCAAGAAACAUCCAGCGCUAUGAUGGCCCUCUGCUGCAGAGGACAAGUUCAUUAGAGUUACCAGCCUCAGAAAUUGCAGCCCAAAUAAAUGCUUCACAGAGUUCAAGUAACAGACACAUCCCAACAUCAACUGUUCAGAGGAGACUGUGUGAAUCAGGCCUUCAUGGUCAAAUUUCUGCAAAGAAACCAAUACUAAGGGACACUAAUAAGAAGAAGAGACUUGCUUGGGCCAAGAAACACAAGCAAUGGACAUUAGACCAGUGGAAAUCUGUUCUUUGGUCCAAAUUUUAGAUUUUUGGUUCCAACCGCUGUGUCUUUGUGAGACUCAGAGUAGAUGAACAGAUGAUCUCUGCAUGUGUGGUUCCCACAGUGAACCGUGGAGGAGAUGUGGGGCUGCUUUGCUGAUGACACUGUCAAUUAUUUAUUUAGAAUUCAAGGCACACUUAACCAGCAUGGCUACCACAACAUUCUGCAGCAAUACGCCAUCCCAUCUGGUUUGUGUUUAGUGGGACUAUAAUUUGUUUUUCAACAGGACAAUGGCCCGUAAACACCUCCAGGCUGUGUAAGGGCUAUUUGACCAAGAAGGAGAGUGAUGGAGUGCUGCAUCAGAUGACCUGGCCUCAACCCAAUUACAAUGGUUUGGGAUGAGUUGGACUGUAGAGUGAAGGAAAAGCAGCCAACAAGUGCUCAGCAUAUGUGGGAACUCCUUCAAGACUAUUGGAAAAGCAUUCCAGCUGAAGCUGGUUGAGAGAAUGCCAAAAGUGUGCAAAGCUGUCAUCAAGACAAAGGGUGGCUACUUUGAAGAAUCUAAAAUAUAUUUUAAUUGGUUUAACACUUUUUUGGUUACUACAUGAUUCCAUGUGUUAUUUCAUAGUUUUGAUGUCCUCACUAUUCUACAAUUUAGCAAAUAUUAAAAAAUAAAGAAAACCCCUUGAAUGAGUAGGUGGGUCCAAACUUUUGAAUGGUACUGUAUGUUACAGCACUUUGGUUUCACUAAUAAAUAUGUUCAACUGCGGCCUCCCGAGUGGCACAGUGGUCUAAGGCACUGCAUCGCAGUGCUAGCUGUGCCACUAGAGAUUCUGGGUUCGAGCCCAGGAUUCGUUGCAUGCCGGCCACGACCGGGAGGCCCAUGCGUCAGGGAUAUCCUUGUCUCAUCGCGCACUAGCGACUCCUGUGGCGGGCUUAGCGCAGUGCACGCUGACACUGUUGCCAGGUGUACGGUGUUUCCUCCGACACAUUGGUGUGGCUGGCUUCCGGGUUGGAUGGGUAUUGUGUCAAGAAGCAGUGCGGCUUGGUUGGGUUGUGUUUCGGAGGACGCAUGGCUCUUGACCUUCACCUCUCCCGAGGCCGUACGGGAGUUGCAGCGAUGGAUACCAUGAAAUUGGGGUAAAAUAAUAAAAAUAUCUCUAUUUUGAACUGGAACCAAAGUACCGUAUCUGAUUCUGUCUUUUGUAAUUUUAAAAUAGGAUAGAUGGGCUAUAUGGUCUACUACUGUAUAGGUCAAAUGUGAUAGUCCGCCUAUAACCAGCCUGAGUAGGCCUAUAACUAAAUUCCUAUUCUAUUCAAAGUUUAGAGAAAUUAAUCAAAUUUUAAAUUAGCUAUAAUCAGGGUGGUUAAUGCGGGUCAAUGUGAAGAAAAAUCCACCUGCACUCGGCCUCGCCUCACCUAAGCCAAUCAAGAGGUACUUCUGCGUUGCCUCUUUGGCGUACGACUAACUUUUUACUUAACAGUACGUGUUAAAAUGAAUAGACGAUGAGUAAACAGUAUGCAGUUUAAGUAUCUAGUACGCUAUGAUGGGUAUUUUACAUUGCCUGUGUCUUCUUUCAGGUCUGUGUGCUUCUCUCACAAUGGACUUUAAAGAAUUGAUCAGUGUCAUUAUCAUUACCAGUAUCGGUUCAAUUAUCCCCUACACCCAUAUUUUUAUAGUUAUCCCCUUGGUCCACUUUGUCAUAGGUGCUGAGUGCUUCAAUGACUGCCCUGUUAUGUUCUUCAUCCCUAUCUACCUGAUAGGGUUGGGAUGUUUUUAUGUGGUCCUGGUGUUACUGUCUAUGUUUAUGGCCAUCAAAGACUGUCAAGGGUUCUGCUCAUGGGUCAUAUCGAUCAGUCUGCUCAUUCUGAUGUUCUGCCUCUUUGCUGGUAGUGGGGUUGUUUUCUCUGUAUUUCAAACAACAAGCUACAACCCGACCCUCAGCGACGGGAGCUCCAACCAGACCAUUGCCAACGAGAGCUACAACCAUACCUUCUGCAGUGGGAGCAACAACCAGUCCAUCACCAACCCAGAGUACUGCAACAAAACUCUAUACCUGUUUGCAUUCUCUACCUCUCUGAUAUGGAUCCUAAUGGUUGUUCUGUUAACGGUUGGCCUCAAGUUCUAUGGCUGCGUCAGAAUUGAGAUGAUCUUUAAGAGCUUGGGGUUGUGGUUGUUAGGUCAUGAUCCUAUUUAUUUGUGUUUCGGAGAGUCCACUAUAUAAUAAGAAACGGUAGUCAUACUCAUAUGGAGGCUAUUAUGAAAGGCAGCCCACAGGUGCUUUAGUUGAUUGUUAAAUCUUUGGGUUACAUUUUUGGAGGAUGAGAACAUCUUCAGAGAACUUGACCAAUUAAAAGUGGAUAGAAAGUAUUAAUGGACCUGUAUACCUUUUUAAAUAAUUUAAUUCAAAACGAUUAGAGGAAAAAGUGUUUAUUUACAGUUGUGCUUUCAUUCUUUGUACUCUACCUUUUUGAUUCAAAAUUAAGCCAGUUAGAGAAAUUGUUUGAUAGUGUGUAAAGUGAAUGGGUCAUGCAGUUUGACAUACUUUAUCACAAAAAGGGACAAUCAACUACACCACCACUUUCAAUCUAUGCGCUUGAUAUCUGACCAACAGAUCACUGACCAUUUCGAAUCCCACCGUACCUUCUCCGCUGUGCAAUCCAGUUUCCGAGCUGGUCACGGGUGCACCUCAGCCACCCUCAAGGUACAAAACGAUAUCAUAACCGCUAUCGAUAAAAGACGGUACUGUGCAGCCAUCUUCAUCGACCUGGCCAAGGCUUUCGACUCGGUCAAUCACCGUAUUCUUAUCGGCAGACUCAACAGCCUUGGUUUCUCAAAUGACUGCCUCGCCUGGCUCACCAACUACUUCUCAGACAGAGUUCAGUGUGUCAAAUCGGAGAGCCUGUUGUCCGGACCUCUGGCAGUCUCUAUGGGGGUACUGUCAGGACCCGGUUACGAACCUGGGUCUCCGGAGUGAGAAACAGUCACUUAACCAACUGAGCCACGAAUAGUCAGCAGAACCCAGAAGAUGAGGCAGACACAGCAGAACUUAAGACGGUGUAUUUAAUAAAGUAAAAAAAAGGAGAAGUCCUUCAAUACAAAAAAAAUGGCAAAUCCAAAAGGUGGUAGGAAUAGCACAAAAAAGCCUCAAGAGAUACUCAAGAACAAAAACAGAAUUCCACAAGAGCAUCCACCGGAAUCGACAAGAAUACACAGAACACUAGGGCUGGGUGCUAACAUACAAACACAGAGCACAGAACUGAGGGAAACUAAGGGUUUAAAUACAAUCAGGGUAAACGAGGCACAGGUGCAAAUAAUAAUGGGGAACAAGGGAAAAAACAUAAGGACAAAAAGCACAAUGGGGGCAUCUAGUGACCAAAACCCGGAACAACCCUGGCCAAAUCCUGACAGAAUCCCCCCCUAGGAACGGCUCCUGACGUUCCUACCAGCUCUCUCAGGGUGGAGGGCCCUGAACUGACGAAUGAGGUCAGGGUCCAGGAUGUCUUUGGCAGGAACCCAGGAGCGCUCAUCGGGACCGUAGCCUUCCCAGUCCACCAGAUACUGCCAGGACCGCUGCACCCGGCGGAAUCCAGUAUCCGAUGGACGGUAUAAGCCGGCUGGCCUCCAAUGACACGAGGCGGAGGGGGAGGUCUGUCUGCCGGGACAAGGGGAGAAAAACAACAGGUUUUAACAAUGAAAUGUGAAAUGUGGGAUUAAUCUUAAGGGAUCUGGGUAAGUGUAGGCGAUAAGAAACUGGGUUAACUCUCCUGGCAACCUUGAAGGGACCGAUGUAUUUUUGGGACAGCUUGCGAGACUCCACCCGUAGAGGUAAGUCUCUUGUGGAGAGCCAGACUCUCUGGCCGGGGCGCAGGGUAGGCCCGGGACGGCGACGUCUGUUGGCUUGUUGUUGGUACCUCUGUGAGGAACGCAUAAGAUUAAGACGGGUCUUCCUCCACAUAAGCCGGCAGCGUCUGACGAACUUCAAGGCUGAAGGCACUCUGACUUCUGCCUCCUGGUCCGGGAACAAUGGAGGAGCAUAGCCAAACUGACACUCGUGCGGGGACAUACCAGUGGAGGAGGAGCGCAAGGUGUUGUGCGCGUAUUCGGCCCAAACAAUAAAGGAUGACCAUGUGGACGGGUUGUCACGAGUCAUACAUCGGAGGGUGGUUUCCAGCUCUUGAUUCAUCCUCUCUGUUUGGCCGUUGGACUCCGGAUGGUACCCUGAAGAUAGACUGGCAGAAGCCCCCAUGAGUUGGCAGAAGGCCUUCCAAAACCUUGAGGCGAACUGGGGACCUCUGUCAGAA
Molecule: messenger RNA, 8717 nt
Organism: Oncorhynchus masou masou (cherry salmon)
Lineage: Eukaryota; Metazoa; Chordata; Actinopteri; Salmoniformes; Salmonidae
Exons: 5
Coding region: 5957-6637 (226 amino acids)
Source: RefSeq, a predicted model, not a curated record